Andrographis paniculata is the source of this 1504-nucleotide messenger RNA. Its product is annotated as signal peptide peptidase-like. Gene Ontology annotation, molecular function: aspartic endopeptidase activity, intramembrane cleaving. Gene Ontology annotation, biological process: membrane protein proteolysis. NCBI's taxonomy places the organism in Eukaryota, Viridiplantae, Streptophyta, Magnoliopsida, Lamiales, Acanthaceae. The record is from RefSeq and is a predicted model, not a curated record. The transcript has 12 exons. Gene Ontology annotation, cellular component: cytoplasmic side of endoplasmic reticulum membrane; membrane; lumenal side of endoplasmic reticulum membrane. The coding region runs from base 277 to 1305 and encodes 342 amino acids.
GACUUAGCAAACGUUCAACAGUGUUAUGCGGCGAGCGUUUGCCAUGAUUCUUUUCGGCUUGAAUCGACUAGCAAUAAAUGCAUUUCAUAUAAUAACAUUUAUGGUUUCAGAUACGCAUAAUCUCCACAAUGGCGUGGAGAUUACUAAAACCUACUCACGGUGAAAAUUCACACUGGAGGAGGACUCAAUCCGGCUGCCUUUGAGGUUCAAACAAGCUUCUUCGUCUUGAUUUCUGUUAAGAAUUGUGGAUUGUGGUAAAGUUUAGGAAGUUUUAUCAUGAAGAGUAAAGAGCGACUGGCUAAUUUGGCCCUAGCAGGCUUGACCUUGGCUCCACUCUUAGUUAAUGUGAAUCCAAAUUUGAACGUGAUCUUGACAGCUUCCCUUACGGUGUAUGUGGGUUGCUACCGUUCAGUAAAGCCAACUCCACCAUCAGAGACAAUUUCCAAUGAACAUGCAAUGCGGUUUCCAUUAGUUGGGAGUGCAAUGCUGCUCUCGCUGUUUCUGCUUUUCAAGUUUGUAUCAAAAGACUUGGUUAAUGCUGUUUUGACAUGUUAUUUUUUUGUGCUUGGCACUGUUGCUCUUUCGGCAACAUUGUUACCUGCAGUAAAAAAAUUUAUGCCUGAAUCCUGGAACAAUAAUCUCAUCGUAUGGCGCUUCCCAUAUGUCAAGUCUUUGGAGGUCGAAUUCACAAAAUCACAAAUCGUUGCCGGAAUUCCUGGCGCCUUCUUCUGUGCAUGGUACGCUUCAAACAAGCAUUGGCUAGCAAACAAUAUCUUGGGCCUCGCUUUCUGCAUUCAGGGAAUCGAAAUGCUUUCGCUUGGAUCAUUUAAGACCGGAGCCAUUCUCUUGGCCGGGCUCUUUGUAUACGACAUUUUCUGGGUCUUCUUCACACCGGUGAUGGUUAGCGUCGCAAAAUCUUUUGAUGCUCCUAUAAAGCUCUUAUUCCCAACUUCAAAUUCUUCGCGCCCAUUUUCAAUGCUAGGACUCGGUGAUAUUGUCAUUCCUGCUGCAUUUCUUUCAGGAAUUUUUGUAGCGUUGGCGCUAAGAUUCGACGUCUCCAGGGGGCAUGAGAGCCGAUAUUUCAGGAGCACAUUUGUUGGAUACACUGCCGGUUUGGCCCUCACCAUCUUUGUAAUGAACUGGUUUCAAGCAGCUCAGCCUGCAUUGUUGUACAUUGUCCCUGCUGUUAUCGGAUUUUUAGCUGCACAUUGCAUCUGGAAUGGCGACGUCAAACAUUUGCUGGAAUUCGAAGAGACCAAAGCAACAAUCUCAGGAAAAACAGACUCCGGCAAGAAAGAUGAAUGAGAAUCGACAGAUCGAUCUGAGGUAAGAGAAAACUAGAAUUCCAUUAAUUCUUACUUACAGAAAUAUGGAACAUCGAUUGAGUAGAAUCAUGCAGAAACAGAUUGUCUUGUACAAGGUUUUGUUCAUCACCACCAUCAUACAUUAUGUUUGUCUGAACGUUUUCUCAUCUUGUGUCGGUAUAUAUUUACUCUUUAGUCCA